Molecule: messenger RNA, 1140 nt
Organism: Daucus carota subsp. sativus
Lineage: Eukaryota; Viridiplantae; Streptophyta; Magnoliopsida; Apiales; Apiaceae
Product: protein YABBY 4
Exons: 7
Coding region: 297-986 (229 amino acids)
Biological process (GO): regulation of leaf development; fruit development; regulation of shoot apical meristem development
Cellular component (GO): nucleus
Source: RefSeq, a predicted model, not a curated record
AUUAUAUCCACCACUACCAAUGUUACUAUGCACCAAACAGACUCAUUUACUUUCUCCUCCUCUAUUUUGACCACUUUCAAUUCCUCAACUCUCUAGCCACAUUACUUUUCCCAUUAUUUUAUUACAUUUUUUUCAUGGAAUUCUAGUAUAUAAUCAAGAGCUAGCAGAUCCAAGGUGGUGCUUAAUCUGUCAACCCAUCAAUCAAUCAAACUUAACCCUCAAAUCAAAUCAUACCCCUCUGCAGAUUAAACAAAAACACUUGAAAAGAGUCCAAGAAAACAAAACAAAACCAAAUCAUGUCCUCCUCAUCUUCUUCUAAUUCUUCUUUGUUAUCUCCUAAUGAACAUCUCCCUCCUCAGUCCUCUGAGAAGCUCUGCUAUGUUCACUGCAAUAUCUGCGACACCGUUCUUGCUGUGAGUGUUCCUUGCUCUAGUUUGUUCAAGACGGUGACGGUUCGAUGCGGCCACUGCACGAACCUACUGCCCGUGAACAUGCGCGCGCUGCUGCUGCCUUCGCCUAAUCAGCCUCAUCACUUGGGGCAUCACUCUCUUUUUCCUCCAAGCCAUCACAGUCUAAUGGAAGAGAUUCCGAACUCCAGCCCUAACUAUAUGAUCAAUCAGGCUAAUAUGAUCAAUGACUUCUCUCUGUCAAGUAGAGCUGGUGGGUUCGAUGAAAUUCCCAGGCCUCCUGCAAUUAACAGACCUCCAGAGAAGAGACAGCGAGUCCCGUCCGCCUACAAUCGAUUCAUCAAGGAUGAAAUCCAGCGCAUCAAAGCCGGAAAUCCAGAUAUCAGCCACAGAGAAGCAUUUAGUGCUGCUGCUAAGAAUUGGGCCCACUUUCCGCACAUCCACUUUGGUCUCAUGCCUGCUGAUCAAACUACAGCCAAGAAGACAACAACUACUGUAUGCCAACAGGACAGCGCGGAAGAUAUCCUCAUGAAAGAUGGAUUUUUCGCCUCAGCUAACAUCGGUGUCUCUCCAUACUAGUAAACAACCAGAGGAAUGUUGUUGAUUUCUUACCCUAGUUAUAACUAGCACUUCUUCGUCGCCUAGAUUCUGUUUCAUCUGUUGUAACCCAGAGAUUUCGAAAUGUAUAUCGAAUGCUUGUUGUAUGUGCUAAUCAAGAACUUGAGUCAUCUGA